GUAACUGUAAGACCCUCGUUCUGUUUUCCAGUCCCCUCCCUCGAUUGUAUACGUUCGAGCAAAUCCGAUACCUUAAAUUUCUCGCAACCAAAUGGGUUCGCUCGUUCAUGGCGCAAACCUCCUCUCCUCCCUCUCUCCACUCCCGAUCUCCUCCGUUAUCUCUGCAAUGCGCUUUGUUCUCGGGUCCUCCCGAGAAACACGAACCAUCUUUGCAAGGAUCCCUGCCCUAACUUGCUUGCAAGGGCCUUCCGACGGUCGCAACCCCCUUCGUAUUCUGAUGUUCAGAUUCGCUUAAAGUGGUUCUGCAACUACAGGGAUGAACACUCAAAAUAUGUCAGCUAAUAGAAUGGCUGUGAAAUGCACGGAAGGAACACGAAGGGAAUCAACUAGCACAACAAAAGCUGGAGCUUCACUAUUUUCUUCUGACAGUCAUAAAAAGUAUCUUCCUAAUUAUUUAAGAGCGCAUAAAAGCUCCUGUCAUGAUCAUUGCAAGUACGGAAUCAAAUACCUUCCCGAACUUGGUUGUAAAGGUUCCUCUCUCAACAGUUUUGGUAAAGAAGUGAAGCAUAAAGAUACACUUGGAGCCAAUAAUUUGGAUUUACAUGAGGCAAGAAAGAGAGUUGGUAUUAAGAAGACUGCGAUAACUGUGGAUAAGCCAACUGUUAUUAAGCAAAAAGCUUUGCCACAAAUCAAGGAGACUAGAUUGGUGAGAGAACCUAUUAUUUCAAAAAAGAUAAAUGCAACUGGGAGGCAGGCAAUUGCUUGUAUGGCUUCCAAAACUGAAGGCAAUCGUGGUAGAGAAAUGACUAAAGAUGUUGGAAAUAUGAUGCAUGAGAGUAAAAUUAAGGGUGGAUCUCAUGCAAAAGAGCCUGCUUCCGCCUUGAAGAAAGCCCCAACAGGAGGACGCAACGUACUUAAGAACACACCUACAAAGAACAGCGUUAUACCUUAUGAAAGCCACAGAUUUAAGCAAAGCUCUUUGGCAUCAUCCAAGAUUGAUUCUGUUGCUGAGCCUGUGAAGCCUGCAAAAGGUCGAACAAUUAUGAAAACCAAGGGAAGAUCAUUAUUACCGAUGGAGGGUUCAAAUAGUUUAAAAAAUGAAGGAUACAACACAAAAACUACUAGAGGCAUAAUAAGAAAGGUAGAAGAAAGAACUGCAAAGCCACAAGUGCCUUCUCAUUCUUCCAAACACCAUGGCAUUAAUGGAUCAACUUCUAAGCCAAUAGUAAUAGUGAAUCCUGAUGUCGAAGAUGUUGAGGGAAAAAUAGCUUGUGCUAUUGAGCUACAAGCCAAUAGUAACUCAGAUGGCCUUCAACAGAGAUUGCUGUCUUCUAUGAAUCAUGAAUUAGUUUCUGUAACACAGACAUCAUUGAACUUAGAGAAUGACAUUCUAGAUUCUCCACAAGAUGAUUCUCCAAAAUCAGAAUGUAUUGAUUUGUCUUUCCUUGAGCCAAGUUUUCCAGAUGCAGAGUACUUUUAUUUGAAUCGCAUCCAACAAGAAUCUAACAAUGUCACAUCAUCAGAGUAUUCUGCGGUAUAUGACGAAGAAAAUGAGGAAGAAAAUUCUGCAAUUACUGAAUUAAGUGAGUCGGAGCUUGAAACUGAGAAAACAAAAACUGUCAGUGUUACAACUAAUGAAUCAGAUUUUAGAAUUAGUGAAUUAAGUGAAGAGGAGUAUGAAACUGAGACCAUAAGCAGCAGUGGUACCAAAACAUCAAUGUCCAAAGGGAGGAUAGAAGGAGCUAUUGUUCAUCCUGAAGAGAACCUUUCUGCACCUUACAUGUUGAGGUUCAGGAGAAGUAUUACACACAACUCUGAGAUUGGUGAUUGUGAUCAAGUUGGAAGGGAAGGCCUUCUGGAACUGCCAAAUCUUGAAGCAGUUCCGACCGAUCUUGAUCCUGACAUGUCAAAAGUUGCAUUGAGGCAUCAAGUUGUCCAUGAGAGGAAAGGCAUACAAGGUCUUGUCAAUAUUGUGCUUGAGGAAACUGCAAUUAAACUUGCUGAAAACAGAAAGAAUAAGGUACAAGCAUUAGUGGAGGCAUUUGAAACAGCAAUCUCCCUCCAAGGUAAAAAACUAGCAUCUACGACUUAAACCACUAGAUUGUUUGCUUUAUCAUUAAUUGCAUAUGGUAGCUCCCACACUACCAAACAUAUAGCGUAAAAUUGAGUAAGUUUAGUGACUUAUUACUUUAGCCAGAGGUAAUUUUAGGUUGGAAAAGGGAAUGGUGAGUUGCUAGAGGCCAUUGCUGGUUUUUAGUAAUAUAUGCCACAGAAUGUAAAUUUGCUUGAUUAAUCAAUAAUAUUUCUUCUACAUUGCUUUUCCUGGUCUAUGUUUUAAUAAAGCAUUGCAUCAAUUUUACAGUUGAUGAUGUUUAUAAUAUGUGUACUAAUCCACCUGUUAGGCAAUAAUUAGAAAGUAAAUUUUGUAUUACUUGGUGAAACUAUUGUAAAAGUUUAUUGGAUCAUACAG
Molecule: messenger RNA, 2470 nt
Organism: Zingiber officinale
Lineage: Eukaryota; Viridiplantae; Streptophyta; Magnoliopsida; Zingiberales; Zingiberaceae
Exons: 2
Coding region: 317-2092 (591 amino acids)
Molecular function (GO): calmodulin binding
Source: RefSeq, a predicted model, not a curated record